UCCUGCCGUUUUAAUGGGACAGAGGUGGCAGCGUGGAGGAAUGUGGUCAUUCAGCACAAGGGGGGCAAACCUCUCCUCCAAACUGCCUCAACCACACACUUCACGUCGCCUCCUCACCUGCAGAGGAGGAAGGAAAGAGGAGGAAGGAAAGAAGAAGAGGAGGAAGGAGGAGUCCGGAUGAGGGUGUGGAGGAUAAAAGCGCAGGUGAAGAGGGAAGCUGCUGAGUCGUGAUUAGGAACUCAACAUGGCGAACUGGAUAAUCAACAAUGGACUCACAGCCUUCAUACUGGUGGUCUGGAUGGCCAUCAACAUCUUCAUUUUCGUCUGGUUUUACCUGUUCUAUGCCUUGAGGGAAGAGUUUUUCUACACGCGUCAUAUUUUGGGGCACGCCUUGGCCUGGGCCAGAGCUCCUGCAGCCGUCCUCAACUUCAACUGCUUGCUGAUCCUCCUGCCGGUGUGCAGGAACCUGCUGUCGCUCCUCCGAGGAUCGUUUGUGUGUUGCGGCAGAACAAUGAGGAAACAACUGGAUAAAAAUCUGAGUUUCCACAAGCUGGUGGCGUACAUGAUCGCUCUGAUGACGGCCGUGCACUUGAUUGCUCAUCUGUUCAACGUGGAGAGGUACAACGACAACAGACGGAAUACGGACGAUGAGCUCGGCAUGGCUCUGGCCAAACUGGAAGACUCGCAUAACACCACCUACCUGAACCCCAUCCGCAACAUAGACACUGAUGCGCAGCAGACCCCGACAUACUUUCUCUUCACCAGCAUCGCUGGCAUCACGGGGGUCAUCAUCACGCUGGCCCUCAUCCUCAUUAUCACCUCCUCCAUGGAGGUCAUCAGACGCAGCUACUUCGAAGUCUUCUGGUACACCCACCAUCUCUUCGUCAUCUUCUUCGCUGGUCUCGUGAUUCACGGAAUCGGAUACAUUGUGAGGAAGCAAAGCAAUACCGAACAGCCGUUCAACACCACCUUCUGUCAAACUCGAAGCAGCGAUUGGGGUCGGAUUCAAGAGUGUCCCGUCCCUCAGUUUUCAGGAGGGCCGGCACAGACGUGGUGGUGGGUGAUCAGUCCAAUGAUCCUGUACCUCUGUGAGCGCGUGCUGCGUUUCAUUCGUUACAUGCAGGCAGUCACAUACAGGAAGAUUGUGAUGCAUCCGUCCAAGGUGCUGGAGCUGCAGCUGAUGAAGAACGGUUUCAAAAUGGAUGUGGGCCAGUACAUCUUCCUCAACUGCCCGGCCAUCUCCCAGCUGGAGUGGCACCCGUUCACCAUGACCUCCGCCCCCGAGGAGGACUUCUUUACCGUCCACAUCCGCUCGGCCGGAAACUGGACCGACAAACUUAUUGACAUCAUGCAGAAUCUCCCGGAGGGCGCACAGGGACCCAAAAUGGGCGUGGACGGCCCCUUCGGCACCGCCAGCGAGGACGUUUUCGACUACGAGGUCAGCAUGCUGGUGGGGGCCGGCAUCGGAGUCACUCCCUUCGCCUCCAUCCUCAAGUCCAUCUGGUACAAGUUUAAAAUCUCCAACCCUACACUGCGCACCAGAAAGAUCUACUUCUAUUGGAUCUGCCGGGAAACGCACGCCUUCGAAUGGUUUGCCGACCUCCUGCAGGUGCUGGAGAGAGAGAUGGAGGAGCGAGGGAUGGCGGAUUUCCUCACCUACAAACUCUAUCUGACCGGGUGGGACCAAGGCCACGCCAAUCAUGCCUGGAUUCACUCUGACGAGGACACCGACGUGGUCACUGGGCUCAAACAGAAAACUCACUACGGCAGACCGGCCUGGGACAAGGAGUUCGAACAAGUCCGCAAAGAAAACCCCACGUCUGUGGUGGGAACCUUCUUGUGUGGUCCUUCAGUUCUAGCAACCGUCUUGUCAAAGAAAUGUGCCAAAUACUCAGAUGUGGAUCCCCGGAAGACCAAAUUUUACUUCAACAAGGAGAAUUUCUGAGUGGAAAAUACAAUCAAGGAAACAACAUUUGGCCAUUUUAAAGGACAAGUUUCUUUAUUAUUGUGAGAAAAUAAAUGACAAAGCUUCCCGGACACCUGGGCCAGAUGGGUGUGUUGGACACGCUGACAGAGGUGUGUGUGUUGUUCACCUGCACUACUCGGGGACUGACUCUUUCCUUUAUGAUGAAACCAGGAGUUUCCACUGUGAGUCAGUUUAUACAGUCAGAUAUUCUCAUUGUAUCAACAACAAUGUUGAUCGUGCGUUUGUCUGGUGAAGCCUGAGACUCGAUAGAUUAGAUUAUAUAUGUUACUGUGACAAGACACCUCAAAUGUUUAGUCUCUGUAGUAUCCUUGUGAAUGCUAAAUUAAUCAGGUGUUUUCUUUUCCUCUAAAGGGUUCAUAUUGUAAUGUACUAUAUAGUUGCUCUACAACCAACAAUCUUCCAUGUGAAUGUCAGAAAAGUCUAAUGGCAAAUUGUUGAUUAAUGUUGUGGACAGUUUUAGCUCAAUCAGCAUCUUUCCUAAUUUUUCACUACAGUAUUCACCUGUAAAUGUUCUCGAACUGUAUCACUUUUCUGAAACUACUUAAGAAAACCGGUUUCUUGGAAAUUGUUUUAUAUGUAAAAUGACGCUGGCGUUUCCUUAUUGUAAUAAGACGACCAGACUUCCUGUCACGUAGCCUGAGUUUAAUCAUUGUCUAAGGCGUGGCAAGACUUCAGUACUUUCAUUUUCUUGCAUACAAUUCCAAAUUGAUUUGAAAUAAAUGAAUAUAACAAAAGUA
Messenger RNA from Pseudoliparis swirei, 2724 nucleotides. It is a transcript of the gene nox1, whose product is annotated as NADPH oxidase 1. The transcript has 13 exons. Gene Ontology annotation, molecular function: superoxide-generating NAD(P)H oxidase activity. Gene Ontology annotation, biological process: defense response; superoxide anion generation. The record is from RefSeq and is a predicted model, not a curated record. NCBI's taxonomy places the organism in Eukaryota, Metazoa, Chordata, Actinopteri, Perciformes, Liparidae. The coding region runs from base 245 to 1945 and encodes 566 amino acids. Gene Ontology annotation, cellular component: NADPH oxidase complex; plasma membrane.